Molecule: messenger RNA, 2289 nt
Organism: Carlito syrichta (Philippine tarsier)
Lineage: Eukaryota; Metazoa; Chordata; Mammalia; Primates; Tarsiidae
Gene: ZNF704
Product: zinc finger protein 704
Exons: 7
Coding region: 1-1041 (346 amino acids)
Biological process (GO): regulation of transcription by RNA polymerase II
Cellular component (GO): nucleus
Molecular function (GO): RNA polymerase II cis-regulatory region sequence-specific DNA binding; DNA-binding transcription factor activity
Source: RefSeq, a predicted model, not a curated record
AUGACUUUCUUGUUUUACAGGAAAUCGUCAGAGGAACUGGACAUGGACAAGGUGACAGCAGCAAUGGUACUCACCAGCUUGUCAACCAGCCCUUUGGUCCGGAGCCCUCCUGUGAGGCCAAAUGAGGGCCUGAGCGGCUCCUGGAAGGAGGGCGGCGGCGUGCCUUCCAGCAGCAGCAGCAGCGGCUACUGGAGCUGGAGCGCCCCCAGCGACCAGUCCAACCCGUCCACGCCGUCGCCGCCGCUCUCGGCCGACAGCUUCAAGCCCUACCGCAGCCCCGCGCCGCCGGACGACGGCAUCGACGAGUCGGAGGUCAGCAACCUGCUCUUCGACGAGCCCAUCCCCAGGAAAAGAAAGAACUCCAUGAAGGUGAUGUUCAAAUGCCUCUGGAAAAACUGUGGCAAGGUGCUGAGCACUGCGGCAGGCAUCCAGAAGCACAUCCGGACCAUCCACCUGGGGCGUGUUGGGGACUCUGACUACAGUGAUGGAGAAGAGGACUUCUACUACACUGAGAUCAAGCUCAACACAGACUCGGUGGCAGAUGGACUGAGCAGCCUGGCCCCGGUGUCGCCCUCCCAGUCCCUGGCUUCGCCUCCCACCUUCCCCAUCCCAGAGUCAAGCCGAACAGAAACUCCUUGUGCCAAAACCGAGACUAAAUUGAUGACACCCUUGAGCCGCUCAGCUCCCACUACCCUCUACCUCGUACACACCGACCAUGCUUACCAGGCCACACCCCCCAUGACCAUUCCAGGAUCGGCCAAGUUCACCCCCAAUGGCAGCAGCUUCAGCAUUUCCUGGCAGUCUCCUCCGGUCACUUUCACAGGCAUUCCAGUGUCACCAACACAUCAUCAUCCAGUGGGCACAGGGGAGCAGAGACAGCACGCCCAUACGGUCCUGUCCUCUCCACCCAGAGGGACGGUCAGCCUAAGGAAGCCCAGGGGAGAGGGCAAGAAGUGCCGGAAGGUGUAUGGGAUGGAGAACCGAGACAUGUGGUGCACCGCCUGCCGCUGGAAGAAAGCCUGCCAGAGGUUCAUCGACUGAGAGGCCCUAGGCACAGGGGCCCGGGGCCCUGCACCACUCCUGCCCUGGCCUUCCGCUGAAGGUGUUGGAAAGAGCUUUUCCUUCUGAAUAAAACACACUUGAAGCCCAGGAAAAGCACUUCCAGGAGACUUGGUGGAAUAACAGCAAAAAAAAAAGAAAAGAAAACCACCACCCUUACUGCUCUUAUUAAGAACCCAGACUAGAGCAGCUCUGACUAGUUUUUCCUUCAGUAGAAAAGUCAACAUUUUUUGCUGUAUGUCUAGUCUUAAAACUGUGGUUCUGUAACAAUUGAACCAACAAAGCCCGUUUUACCUAGAAAGGAGGAAUAUUUUGAUAAGCUUUCUGAAUUAUGCCGUUUCCAAAAUUUUUUGACACUUAAAAAAAACACAUAAGCUACACAUUAUUCAGUAGCUUUUGUACAAAGAAUGAUACCUACUUUUGUUGUGAAUAGUCUUUUCCCUGUUUUCCAUUUGACUUCUUGGAGCACUCCACACCGUGAUGUGCUGCAAGGAAGUGCAGCACUUGGGGGAUCUUUUCUAUGUCUUUUUGUUUUUGUUUUUGUUUUUAAGAAUGGCCCCACACUGAACCGUGGUAGAGCUGUGAGCUUGAAGGACCCCAGAUGGCAUAAACUCACAACGCAAUUGGCCAUGGAAAUCACCAGCAGACUUCAGCCCCAAGCUGAGUUCAGGAAAUCCAGCUGUCACUGUUGGGAAACACCUAGGAGUCUUCCUUGAAUCAGUAAGAAGCUCUUCCCCAAGGGUAGCACAGCUCAUUCUCCACCUGCCACGACUCAAUCAAGAACUGGCACCUACCUGUAGCCAUCUGGGUAAGCCUCGAUGCUUCUUUCAGGGAUGUGACACAAACAGCAGCUCGGCUCUAUUUGUUAUUGCUUGUCUGUCAAGGUUGUAGCCAGGUCGGUGGGUUAUGGGUCCUUCCCUCCAAACUCCACCACUGACUGAUUUCAGGAAAGGUAGAGAUCUCCAGACUCUCCCAGCAAGUUUGCUUUCAACAACAGAGCAUAGCCGGCAUGUCACCACCGUUCAGAACGUCAAGUUAGGUCGACAGACCCCUUCCAUCCUGAGUGCACUUUUCUAGGUUUGAUGCUUUAGCAUGUCUGGGAGAUUAGCUGAUGAACAAUAUAAACAUUACAUGGGUAAAUGGAAGGCCCAAACCUUUAUUUUUCUUAGGAAAAGAUUGGAGCUAUUAAUUAAGCAUUCACUCAAAAGGGAACAUGCAGAACACCAAAAA